Molecule: messenger RNA, 1206 nt
Organism: Myotis lucifugus (little brown bat)
Lineage: Eukaryota; Metazoa; Chordata; Mammalia; Chiroptera; Vespertilionidae
Product: N-deacetylase and N-sulfotransferase 4
Exons: 9
Cellular component (GO): Golgi apparatus
Molecular function (GO): heparan sulfate N-sulfotransferase activity; deacetylase activity
Source: RefSeq, a predicted model, not a curated record
AUCAGCAUCUUCAUGACCCACCUGUCCAACUAUGGCAACGACCGCCUGGGGUCCUACACCUUCGUGAACCUGGCCAACUUCGUGCAGAGCUGGACCAACCUGCGCCUGCAGACGCUGCCGCCCCUGCAGCUGGCCCGCAAGUACUUCGAGCUCUUCCCGGAGCAGAGGGACCCGCUCUGGCAGAACCCCUGUGACGACAAGCGGCACAAGGACAUCUGGUCCCGAGAGAAGACCUGCGAGCACUUGCCCCGCUUCCUCGUCAUCGGGCCGCAGAAGACAGGCACCACAGCCCUGUACCUGUUCCUGCUGAUGCACCCGUCCAUCGUCGGCAGCCUGCCCAGCCCCCGCACCUUCGAGGAGGUGCAGUUCUUCAACGGGAACAACUACCACAAGGGGAUUGACUGGUACAUGGACUUCUUCCCAACGCCGGCCAAUGUCACCAGCGACUUCCUGUUUGAAAAGAGCGCCAACUACUUCCACUCGGAAGAAGCUCCCAAGCGGGCGGCCUCCCUGGUGCCCAAGGCCAAGCUCAUCACCAUCCUCAUCGACCCCUCGGACAGGGCCUACUCCUGGUACCAGCACCAGCGGUCGCACGAAGACCCAGCUGCCCUGCGGUUUAACUUCUACGAAGUGAUCACCACCGGCCCGGGGGGCCCGUCCGACCUGAAGGCGCUGCAGCGGCGCUGCCUGGUGCCCGGCUGGUACGCGGUGCACAUCGAGCGCUGGCUGGCCCACUUCGCGGCCUCGCAGUUGCUGAUUAUUGACGGACAGCAGCUGAGGUCCGACCCGGCUGCUGUGAUGGACGGCGUCCAGAAGUUUCUGGGAGUGACGCCGCGUUACAACUACUCGGAAGCACUGACGUUUGACCCCCAGAAGGGCUUUUGGUGCCAACUGCUGGAAGGAGGGAAGACCAAAUGCCUGGGGAAAAGCAAAGGCCGGAAGUACCCGCCCAUGGACCCCCAGGCCAGAGCCUUCCUGUCCGGCUACUACCGGGACCACAACGUGGAGCUGUCCCGGCUGCUGCACCGGCUCGUGCAGCCCCUGCCGGCCUGGCUGCGCCAAGAGCUGCAGAAGGCCAGGGACCGGCUGCAGCACCCUCACUGGCCGGACGAGCUGACCCUGACCAGGCGCACGGCAUCCCCGGGCGUCAUGGGUCCCCAGCGCCCGUCAGAGAUUCAGAAAACGCGACGAGACUACAGACUCUGA